Cucurbita pepo subsp. pepo (vegetable marrow) is the source of this 2837-nucleotide messenger RNA. RefSeq names its product hydroxyproline-rich glycoprotein family protein (gene ELF7). Gene Ontology annotation, biological process: transcription elongation by RNA polymerase II. Gene Ontology annotation, molecular function: RNA polymerase II complex binding; chromatin binding. The record is from RefSeq and is a predicted model, not a curated record. Lineage: Eukaryota; Viridiplantae; Streptophyta; Magnoliopsida; Cucurbitales; Cucurbitaceae. Gene Ontology annotation, cellular component: Cdc73/Paf1 complex.
AAAUAUUAUCAGAAAAGGCGGUGACGUAAUAGAUAGGUGGGAGAGAUCCACGAAGGGCGUCCCCUUCUCCAUUGCAUUUGCAAACCCGAAGCUCUUUCUCGGACCCGUCCACUCUCCCUUUCACUGCCUCCUUCUGGUUCCCACUCCUCUGUGCUUCCUUCUUAACCUAGGGUUUCCUUGGUGCGCGAGGUAUCUGUCUCUCCGGCCCCAUUGAGGCGGUUAAUCGGUCUUCGUCUUCUCGGGAAUCGGUUUUUCUCUUCGGAGAAGUGUUGGCAUUGGCAGAAUCGCCUCAUCUGUUGCUGCUUUCUGUGUUUGUUUCGCUUCCCUUUGUUUUGAACUUCUAGAUUUGUUGAUAGGGUUUUGUGGAUUUCUUGUUUGGGAGGAGGGUUUUUGAUGAUUGGUUGGGAAAUCUGAGUGAACUUCGACUUAGUGGUGAUUUUCGCGAUUUUCUGUCUUUGAGGGUUGUAUUUGAUCGAGUUUUUUUGGGGGAGAUAUAGUCAUGGCUUCUUACAGGCCAUAUCCUCCACAAUCGUCUUUCGGUCCUUCACCGGGUCAAAACCCGAUUCCGCCUCCACCAGCGCCACCGGCGGCUUCCGUUCCUACGCAACAGCGAGGGGGUAGUCAGUAUAAUCAGAAUUGGGGUGGUUAUGGUGGUGAUGGGUCCGUGCCUCCUCCUGCUUCAUCUUCAUCGUAUCCCCAAAAUUACAACCAAGUUCAUCAAAGUUCUAAUUUCCACCAGCAACAUUAUGGUCCGCCGAGAAGCCAACAGCCUCCACCUCCUCCUCCUCCUCACCAGUCGUAUCCCUAUGCACCACAGCCUCCGCCGCCUCCGCCGCCCGAUUCUUCCUAUCCACCGCCUCCACCCCCGCCAGCGUCUUCGCAACCUUCUCAACAUUACUUCCCCCCUUCACAAUAUCCCCAGGGUAAUCAAAAUCAGCAGUCAAUCCAGCCACCACCACCUCCACCCUCAUCUCCACCCCCGAGCUCCUCAAUCCCGCCGCCUCCACCCCCAAAUUCUCCACCACCUCCAUCAGCGCCUCAGCCAAAAACAGAGGGUUCAAGCGUGGGAGCACACGAGCGUGAUAAAGGGGUUUCAAAAGAUCCCUCAUAUGGCAGGCGUGAACGUGAAAAUUCAAAUCAUGAUAAACACCAGAGGCACUCUGGUCCCCCAAUGCCUCCGAAGAAAUCAAACGGUCCUUCAGGGAGAAUAGAGACUGAUGAUGAGAAAAGACAGAGGAAGAAGAGAGAGUUCGAAAAACAAAGGCAAGAUGAAAGGCAUAGACAUCAUCUAAAAGAAUCCCAAAACACUAUUCUGCAAAAGACUCAAAUGUUAUCUACUGGGAAGGGGCAUGGAUCAAUUGUGGGGUCCCGAAUGGGGGAAAGGAAGGCCACUCCAUUUCUUAGUGGUGAGAGGAUAGAAAAUAGGUUGAAGAAGCCAACAACAUUUUUGUGCAAGUUGAAAUUCCGGAACGAGCUUCCAGAUACAAGUGCUCAGCCAAAACUCAUGUCGCUGCGGAAAGAGAAGGAUCACUAUACAAGAUAUACAAUCACUUCACUAGAGAAAACGUACAAACCUCAGCUUUAUGUAGAGCCAGAUCUUGGAAUACCUCUGGAUUUGCUUGACCUCAGUGUAUACAACCCUCCUAGUGUUAGAAUACCCCUUGCUCCUGAAGAUGAGGAAUUAUUACGUGAUGAUGUAUUGAAAACUCCGGUUAAAAAGGAUGGUGGUAUUAAAAGAAAAGAACGUCCUACUGAUAAAGGUGUUGCCUGGCUUGUUAAGACCCAGUACAUCUCUCCUCUUAGCAUAGAAUCCACGAAACAGUCUUUAACUGAAAAACAAGCCAAAGAACUGCGAGAAAUGAAGGGAGGGCGCAAUAUUCUCGAGAACCUCAAUAAUAGGGAAAGGAAAAUUAAGGAAAUUGAUGCAUCAUUCGAGGCAUGCAAGUCACGCCCUGUUCAUGCAACCAAUAAGAACUUGUAUCCUGUGGAAGUUUUACCUCUUCUACCUGAUUUUGAUAGGUAUGAUGAUCCAUUUGUUGUGGUCGCAUUUGACAAUGCUCCCACAGCUGAUUCAGAGACUUUUAACAAGUUAGAUCAAUCCAUUCGUGAUGCACAUGAAUCACAGGCGAUAAUGAAAAGCUAUAUGGCAACAGGCUCAGAUCCUUCAAAACCUGAGAAAUUUCUUGCUUACAUGGUUCCUUCUCCAGAUGAGCUGUCGAAGGAUAUUUACGAUGAACAAGAAGAUGUCUCGUAUUCCUGGGUUCGUGAGUACCACUGGGAUGUACGAGGUGACAAUGUGGAUGACCCCACUACAUAUCUCGUUUCAUUUGAUGAUGCAGAAGCUCGUUAUGUGCCACUUCCUACAAAGCUCGUUCUUAGAAAAAAGAGGGCUAAAGAAGGGAGAUCAAAUGAUGAGGUUGAACAUUUUCCUGCACCUGCAAGAGUGACUGUAAGGAGAAGACCAACUGUAGCUACUUUGGAAGUGAAGGAUCCAGGGGUUUACUCUAAUUUGAAAAGAGGGUCAGAUAUUGAAGAUGGUCUUGGGAGAUCACACAAACAUGAUAGACACCAAGACAUGGAUCAAUACAGUGGAGCUGAAGACGACAUGUCCGAUUGAUUAGCUCUUUGGUACAAUCGAUUAAUUUGGCUUCCCAUAGAUUAUCCCCCUAGUGCAAAUGCGAGUAUCUGGCAGGAACUCGCCCAAAUUUUUUUAUACCACCAGAUGUUUAUGGUGCUUUGUUGAGUGUGUACGUUACAUAUCUAUUGCUACGCUAAUUCAAGUACUUGUAUGCAUUCUUGAAUAUUUCUUAAUUUAAUCUGUACAGUUCUCCCCGGCA